UCAUACAGAUCGAUCACAUUGUCAUGACAACUUUACGAAACACUUCAUUACGGAGAGUUAGCUGCAAACUAACUGUGAAUACAAUGUGCCUGUGCCUGGGACCCAAGGGGUCAGGAAAGACUCUGCUUCUAAAAAAGUUACAGAACUGGGAAGCAGUUGACACAAUGUCUAGUACUGUGCCAACAAUUGGCACAAACCUCGUUGCAGUUCCACUUGGGAACCGAAAAGAAAUUACUAUUAGGGAAAUAGGAGGGGCAAUGUCUCCAAUAUGGCGAAAUUACUAUUAUGGAAUAGAAAGUAUUAUGUAUGUAGUAGAUGCAAGCAACCUCUGCCAAAUUUCUGCUGCAGGAGUCUUGCUGUAUACAAUUCUUGCCGAGCCCUGUCUCCAAAAGGCAAAGAUCCUUCUGGUGCUGUCCAAGAUGGAUGCUUCAUACCGUCAGAUGAGGAAUGAGGCGCUGCUGAUGCUCCAGUUGGUGCGGCUGAAGAAGGAAAUCCUACAAGACACUGCAGUAGUGGAGGCCAGUGCUAUGACAGGAGAGGGCAUAGACAAGGUGCUCAAGUGGCUACAAGACAGGAGCACAGCUACUGCAAACUCUUAACAAGUGACUCGACCCGACACGUGUAAGGUUCACGCUGAUUAUUUGGUAUGACAGCCUGAACAACAGUCACAAUAGGCCAUCUGGUAGCAUUAAGAAGACUGAAGGCUGCAUGAAACAUAUCAGCAGGCUGGACUGGUACAUUAAGAAAUAUGACUGAUGCAAAUCUGGCAGAAAUGUAGUGCAAAUGCAAUAAAUACAAUUUUGAAAUUGUAAUGUAUGUACGAUUGAUUAUAAAAUAUAAUGUGCUAUUCUCAUCA
Zootermopsis nevadensis is the source of this 856-nucleotide messenger RNA. RefSeq names its product ADP-ribosylation factor-like protein 16. NCBI's taxonomy places the organism in Eukaryota, Metazoa, Arthropoda, Insecta, Blattodea, Termopsidae. The record is from RefSeq and is a predicted model, not a curated record. Gene Ontology annotation, molecular function: GTPase activity; GTP binding.